AUGAUUAUCUGGACCCCAGAAACUGGGCAAGUGCGCCGGGAGUAUCAAGGCCCAGUGCAGCCCGGACCUCCCCCAGAACCACCUCAAUAUCCAUCAGGAACAAAAAUGAACCGAAUCUUUGACCGACUAAGGUGGUCUGUUCUCGACUCUCCCUCUGAAAUUGAGAUCUUCUCGCUCGAUGCCGAAGACAAGUCAAAUUGGACACCAAUCUCCUCUAGCACUGUUCUGGACGAGGCAGCAACAAAUCCUCCGCUAUCGCACUUGAGGAUCUGCAUAGAACCCCUGUACAAUUGGGAAGACUGA
Pyrenophora tritici-repentis Pt-1C-BFP is the source of this 303-nucleotide messenger RNA. RefSeq lists its product as uncharacterized. NCBI's taxonomy places the organism in Eukaryota, Fungi, Ascomycota, Dothideomycetes, Pleosporales, Pleosporaceae. The record is from RefSeq and is a predicted model, not a curated record.